ACUGAAUUUUUAGCCGUCUGGACAGUUUUUCUUCAAAACUCAUUCCAGACACAGAUGGGAAUGCUGUUUCUAACUACUAAAGGUCAACUCUGAAUACUGAGACUGUAGAACAAUUGACAUUGUUAGCAGGAAACAGGGAGAUCUUUCAUCCAAUGCACAUUACAGCUGCUGCAGAUGCUAGUGUAGCUUCCAUCUGUGAUGGUGAUGAAUGGUGUACAAGUGAGUUAUUGCUGAGAUACUGCAACACAGAAAGAAGGAAUCUUCCAAACGAGAGAAUUGACUUUAUCGGGAGACCAGAUGAAUAUUGACUGAAAGGCGAUUUCAGUAUGAAUUGUUAUACUUGGCUAUCUCUUCUGCUAACACUUGGUCAGCUGUGGCCUUGCUUUUCAAGGUUGCAGAACCGUAACACCCACAAAAUGAACCGGCCUUUUGCAGCAGCUCAGAGAGUGAAACGUGCCUGGUUAUGGAGCCAGUUUUUUGUGCUGGAAGAACAGACUUUAACAGAACCUUUGUAUGUUGGCCAGCUGAAGUCUGAUUCUGACCAACACGAUGGCACUUUCAAAUAUAUUUUGACUGGGGAUGGAGCUGGAAGCAUUUUUACUAUUGAUGAAUAUAAUGGUAUAAUUCAUGUGACACAGAAACUUGACCGAGAGGAGAAACCCUUCUACACUCUAAGAGCACAGGCUAUUAACAGGAAUACCCAGCUGCCUGUUGAACCUGAGUCAGAAUUUAUCAUCAAAGUUCAGGAUGUCAAUGAUCAUGAACCAAAGUUCUUGGGUGGACCUUAUGAAGUCACCAUUCCAGAGAUGUCUCCUGAAGGUACUUCAGUGAUACAGGUAACAGCUACAGAUGGAGAUGAUCCUUCUUAUGGCAAUAGUGCCCGUCUGCUAUACAGUAUUUUACAAGGACAGCCUUACUUCUCUGUGGAGCCAAAGACAGGUGUCAUUAGAAUUUCUUCCCAAAUGGACAGAGAAACUAAGGAGCAACAUUUUGUCAUUAUCCAAGCCAAAGAUAUGGUUGGGCAAAUGGGUGGAUUUUCAGGCACAACAACUGUAACCAUCAACCUCUCUGACAUUAAUGACAACAAGCCAACAUUUCAACAAAAGUUCUACUAUAUGAAUGUCUCUGAGUCAGCACCAGAGGGCUCUACCAUAGGCAAAAUCAUGGCAGAGGACGACGACACAGGGGAGAAUGCAGCAAUGAAUUAUGUCAUCGAAGGAGAUGAGUCACUUAUUUUUGACAUCAUUACUAACAAUGAGACCCAAGAAGGAAUUGUUACAUUAAAAGAGAGAGUGGAUUAUGAGAGCAAAAGGAGAUACAAUGUUAGAGCAAAAGCUAUUAACAGGUACAUGGAUGACCGUUUUUUGAAAGAAGGGCCAUUUGAAGACACAGCCGUUAUCAAGAUCAGUGUGCAAGAUACUGAUGAGCCUCCAGUUUUCACUUCACAGAACUAUGUGAUGGAAAUCGCAGAAGGAGCUAUAAAUGGAUCCGUUGUAGGUGCUGUAUCUGCCAGAGAUCCAGACCAUGCCAACAGUCCCAUCAGGUAUUCUAUUGUCCACAGCACGUUUUUAAAAAGAUUGUUCAGCAUCAAUGCACACAAUGGAACAAUCAUUAUAACUAACCCUCUGGACCGAGAGACAGCUGCUUGGCACAACAUAACUGUUACAGCCACAGAAAUGAGAAACCAAGAACAAAUUUCAGAAGUAUCUGUGUAUGUUCAAGUUCUUGAUGUUAAUGACCAUGCUCCAGAAUUCCCCAAACACUAUGAGAUUUAUGUGUGUGAAAAUGCAAGAUCUGGACAGCUAAUCCAGACCAUCAGUGCAGUGGAUAAAGAUGAUUCAAUAGAAGGCCAUCAUUUUUACUUCUCUCUGGCUCAGGAGGCCACAAACAACUCAAAUUUUACUGUCAGAGAUAAUCAAGAUAACACGGCUGGAAUUCUUACAGCAAAAAACAGCUUCAGUCGACAAGAGCAGUUUGCUUUCUACCUACCAGUCCUAAUUGUGGACAAUGGAACCCCUUCUCUUACCAGCACAAACACCCUAACUGUCAGCGUCUGUGAUUGUGAUACUGAAGCUAGUAUCCAGUCUUGUCGAUUUGGAGCUUUUAUGUUCACCAUGGGUCUCAGCAUAGAAGCAUUAGUUGCGGUUUUGGCCUGCAUACUACUAAUAUUCGUGGUUUUCUUGGCAAUUCUGGCUUUAAGGGAGAAGAGGAAAAAGUCUCUAUUCCCUGACAAGGCUGAAGAGUUCAGAGAGAACAUCGUCAGGUAUGAUGAUGAAGGAGGAGGAGAGGAGGACACAGAGGCUUUUGAUAUUUCAGCGCUCAGGACUCGUACUGUCAUGAGAGAGCACAAGCCUAGAAGAAACAUCACAACACAAAUCCAAAGCCUUUACCGACAAUCUCUGCAAGUUGGUCCUGACAGUGCCGUGUUCAGGGAAUUCAUUUUAGAAAAGCUUAAAGAAGCUAAUACAGACCCUACUGCUCUGCCAUAUGAUUCCCUUCAGACAUAUGCAUUUGAGGGGACUGGCUCAUUGGCUGGAUCCCUCAGCUCUUUAGGAUCAAGUCUGUCAGAUAUGGAUGAGAAUUAUGAUUACCUUGCUGAGUGGGGGCCUGAAUGUAAUCCUCUGGAUAGCACCUAUAACCCAAUUAAGAGUGCAGUGGGUUAGCAGCAACUAGAGGCCAUAUCUUCAAAAGUAGUCAUCAGCAAAAAUCAAGUCUGGAUUUCAAAAUGAGACCUAUGUAAGCAUGAAAAUAAGUGGCUAGUUUUUCAAGAAGAGCAAUUCAAAAGAAUUGUGGGCGCUAAGAACUUUUUGAAAAUCUGUCCACAUGCAUCACUCUGAAAGGGGCUGAGGCCUCAGUACUUUUAUAAGUCAGCUGUUAUUCAGGUACCUGAAAACAGGUUGUGCUCCUUUGAUAAUCUAGUUCCAAUGAUGGGUGCUUAAAAUGGGUCACAUAGGUACUGGGGGAAAAACCAAAAAAGCCUAUGAUUUCUGGAAAUAUUGACCUAGCUAGGAUAAGCUUUAAAACUAUUUACAAAGUUAAGGCAGACUUGUUUUGUUGUUUAUAUGAAUUAACAAGUUAAAGCUCAUGUAUUUGUAGUAUGUUUUGUAAUAUAAAUACUAUUGUUUAAAAAUGUAGACAGCAGACAUAUUUUUAAAGGAUUAUCAUAAACUUGCAAAUUCUUUUAUUUAUUUUUAGGGUGAUAAAACUAAAUCAAAUACCAUUUCUAUCAGUAUAAAAAUAAUGGCCUGUUACGGUCAACAUUUAUUCACUAUUAAAUUUGAAUUGUUAUUGAAUUGUUGGGAAGUGUGUUAAAUUCCCAUUUAAUUCACCAGUUAAUGCAUUAAAAUUUUUUUUAAAAGGCAAAAAGUAGUAGGUUCCAGUUUGAAUCAAUACUCAAUUUAAAUAUAGUAGUAUUAACCAUGUUGCAUUUUAUUAUGCAUAGUGUCAAAUACAAUUCAUUGGGCAUUUUCCCUUUUUAUUAAGAGCUUAAAGGACGACAGAUUUCCCAGCACAGAUUUUUUUUUUAUUAUGGAAUAUAAAAUUAGCUAUAGUACUCAGUUUUAUUGUAAUAGUAUUAAAGAUCUUUAAAAUGCUAAGCUGGUGGAUAUAAAAAUUUAUGUAUAACAUUAGAUAAUAAGAUAGUAAAACACUUUAAUUUUAAUCCAUUUCUUCAGAAAAUGAUCUGACAUCAUUCAGAAGGAAUCGAGUCAAACUUCAAAAUUCAUUACCCUGAGUAUUUUAUACGCAGUCUAUAGUGAGCAUAAAAUUGUCUCAGAAUUGUUCCCUUUCACUUAUCUGUAUGGAGGAUCAACAGAAAUUCAGUGUUCUAAAAGCCAUUGAAUAUAUUCAAAUGGUAGCUAAGAGAGCCAGGGUCUGCAUUGUAUUUAUUCACCAUUUCUCCAUUAGCUGUUUAUUUUACAGCAUCUGCAACAUGUAAUCAAUUGAUAUGUUUCAACAUCUGAAAGCUGGCAUCAGUAUAAGAAAAACAGAACAAUUAUCUUUUUUAUUUACACUCUCAGGUAAGCUCCACUGCAUUACAGAAAGCUAGGCAAAGUUUAUAUAAGAAAUGAAAAUGCAUAAAGCAUAGCAAACAUCACAGAGCUUGUUCAAUUACUUGUUUAUUAAAGAAAAACAAGGGAUGUACGCUAAGCAGAAAGAUGUAAGCACAGAGACACUUUAAAUGCCUGCAAGUUAAAAACAAAACACAAGAGAAAGGAAGGAAUUAGGAGAACAUUCCAAAAGGGGUGUCCAUGGAAGAAAAAUUAUGGAUGCUAUGUGUUCUUGGAACAAUAAUGUCAAGAAUGUGGUUAGCAGCUGAUGAACUAGCACAUGUAUAAUGGGGAGAAAGGUUAUGGGGCUGUUUUGUUUUUUGGGGGGAGAAAAACUAUAAGGUUCCUCUAUAGAAGAGUUGCCCCCAGAGCAAGUUUACAAAUUGCAUGUCAAUGAAGCAUGGCAGUGAUGUAUUUUGAUGUAUCUAAUGCUUGUAUUUAAUGGCAUUCAAACAGACGUGACAAAAUGGUUUCUAGUUGACAUAUUAUUGUGCAUAUUAAUCAUUACUCCGUGGAAAAAGAAUAGGGAAUGAGACAGCAAAUGAAAUGAGCAUGUAAAGUUUGUUCUGUGGAGGGAGAUUGUGAAUGGAUAUAUGGACCCCAUACAGGUAAGGAAAGCAUCAGAAUCUCUAUGUCUGGACGGCUAACUCUACCCCCGGUCCUGCCAAUCAUGUAUGGGAGGAAAGAUACCUUUGAAAAAGAAGAAACUGAAAUCAGCUCUAGGGUAGAGAUCACCUUAGCAGGAACAGCUCUAUGGGAAACUUCCAUUCGGAAGAUCUCCACUGCAAAUUCUCAGGGCAAGUGUGACAGCAGGAACCUGAUUCAGGAGCCCAGUGGGGGAGAGGGAGAGGGAGAGGGAGAAGGGCUCCUUGAAAAACAUUGCACAGAUGCUGUACUUUUGGACCUUUUCCCAUUUGAGGGGCCCCAGGAAAAGUUAUUUUGGGGUAGGCUAGGUCAUUUAACUUUACUUACAAUUCCACAUCAGCAGGCACUUAAGUAGGCCCACAAAGGGCAAUGUCUCCUUGCAAGAUGUAAGAAAUUGGGCUCUGUGCAUGAGUCAUCCAAUGUAGAUAACUAAGCAUGACCAGAGUCUUCCACCAUCCAGGAGAAAAACCUAAGGGGACUUUUGUACAGGAAGCACAUAUUUAGAUCCAGAUUCUGAAAUUCUAAGAGAUAUCAUACUCUACACCUGGUCCCAUUGACAUUAAUUGACCCAAACAUGGAAUGAAAUAGCAAUCAUUAUGAAGAAGAAUGUCAGCCUUUCCGACCCAACAUGGAUUGUGAGAAAACAAUUGCUGUUCAGUUGUUCAGACAAGGAACUAGGAAACAAUCCGUGAUUGUGUGGAUAUUGCCUUAGAUCCUCCUUGAAGUUGUGCUCCAUAUAUAAUUCAGUUUGUGUAUUCAUAUAAUAAUUAGAACAUCAUUUAAACAUGUCCUGUUGGUUCUUGUGUUACAUAUAUCUCCUUACAGUAGCUGAUCCAUCUAAAAGCAUAGGAAAAUACUACUGUUAUCAGCUAAGGAAUUAAGCUACUCGUUUAGCUCCAGUGAUAGAAGACCAUGCUUCUAAUAGUGAGGGUCCUGCAGUUUAAUCCCAUGACAAGAAUGGAUCAUUGUAAGCUGGCACUGGAGAGGCUUUGAACAUGAUUUCUGAUAAUCAGGCCAAAUGUCAACCAUGUGGAUGAAUGCUUAAAUAUUAUUUAAAAAAAUCAGCAAAUCACUGUUCUGAUGAAAUGUAACAAUUCCUGUGUUCCUAUAUUGACAUGAUCAAACAUUAUAGGAGCAAACCAUGUUUAGUUUAGUCAAGCAAAGACUAAGGCCUUGUCUCCACUUGUCACACCAAAGAUUGAUCUCUUGGCCUUUGAUUUAGCAGAUCCAGUAAAGAUUCGCUAAAUUGAAUGUGGAUGCCGCCCCUGGAUGCCUUGAUCCGCAAGGAAUAAGGGAAGCCAACAGUAGUGUUUGCUCCCAUCCACCUCUCACUGUGAUGACCGCACCAAGAUAGUCUUAAUAUAUGUUAACUGCAGCUACAUUAUUUAGCUGGAGUUGCAUACCUUAAGCAGACUUUCCAGGUCUAGUAUAGAUCUGGCCUAAAGAAGGAUACAAUUAGAAGUCUACAAAUAUAAGAAUGGAAAGACCAAGAAGAAACAGGAAUUAUUUAAAUAGAUGAAAAGGAUAUAACAUAAGGAAUAUAGGGAUGACACUAAUAAAGGGAAAGUGUAGGCUGCAUACUAGGAAAUAAUUCCUGAUUGUAAGAUCUCUUACACUGUGGAAUGUUACAUUCACAUCAUACCCAAAGAGAAGUUAGAUUAAAAACAUAAAUACGCUUGAUAGAGUUGCAAUUUAAGAUUAUUUCUUAUCAUUCACAACAAUCACAUAUGAAAAUACAAACUCCGAGACAGUCAGAGUAGGCUGCCCCCUAUAACAGAGAUGGACCAUUUUCCAGAUUGUGCCUUUCCAUAAUCAGUUUGUCUGUAUGCUUUUUCAUAAAGCCACCUUCCCCCAUCCUCUACCAUAAGCAGGAAAUCACCCUCACUCUUAAAGCAAUAGCCCCAGAGAGGUGGGUGGCAGCAAGGCUGGCAGCCCAGCUGGGGCCAGGAGCUUGGCCAGGGCUGGAAGUGGAGCUGGUCCAAGGGACCAGUGGCCAGGGCUAGGGGAGGGUGGCCAGAGGCUCAGCAGCUGGGGCUUUAAGUGGUGCAGGGCAGUUCCACUGGCCUGACAAUCUCUGACAUUCUGGACUGGUCAGGCUCCAAACGUGCUGAUCCAGGGAGAUCCAACCUGUAGUUAUUGCAUCUGCAACCUACUCCCAGGGCCUUCUGCAUGGUGGUUAACUUGGAGACUCACUACAGCAAAGAGGACUGUAGAAAGCCCUAUGUAACUAGUCCUUACAGAGUGCUACCAUGGAGGAUUCAUGGUGAAAAGGGCCUUCUUUGAGUCCCAUCACGCUGUCGUCCAAAUUCUCUUUUAACUCUCAGAUACUCUGAUCUUGUAAUGAAAAACACUUUAAAGCCAAUUCUGCUUUCCCACUGUUGUGUGGACUGGAGAAGGAGGUAAGGAACUCAUGCCAUCCCCAGUUCCUAUGUACUUCUCUUGAACAAUAGCAAAGAUGUUUUUAUUUAAGGAAAAAUGGCAUGGAUUGUUGAUGUGUGACUACAGAAUUGGCCAGGCAUUCUCCACUACCUCAGAAGGGUACAUGUGACAAUGCUAUAGUUCCACUGACAUUUCAUGGACUGAAAAGGAAGAUGGGUUUUUUUUCCCCCCUUAGAGCCACUCAUGUGCAAAUCCUUCAGGCUCUGAACAUAAAAAGAGGAUUGUCUUUAUUUAACAAAGUUUAAAAAUUCUUAUUGGAGAGGAGAUAUCCAAUCAUGCUUUUAUUGUUUUUCAUUUUAAGUCUAUUUUCACGGCUAGUGUUUAAAUAAUAUUUUUGGAGAACAACCAGAAAAUUGCAACAAACUCAAAUUCUAUGUUUAAUUUAGCAGCUAAAAUUCACUUCACAAACAUCUCUCUUUACCAUGCUUAGUGAAUGCUCCUGAUCUGAAUAUUGCUUUGUUGUGUUACUGUAGUGCUUAGAAACCCCCUAAAGAUCAGUUGGCCAUUGUGUAAUGCACUAUGAAAAUAUAUAGUAAGGGAGUAGUCCUGAAUACACGAGAUAUGGAAAGGAAGGGAGGGGAAACAUUCACAGAAAGAUUAAAUGACUUGCUCAAAGUCACACAGCAGGUCAGUAACUGGGCUGGAAAUACAACCUAUGUUUCCUAGUCUACUGGCUAUAUCACUAAAACACAUAUUUUGUUUCUAAUUCAUUAUUGGAACAUUUCAGUCAAUUUUUGUAGCUCUAGGCAUACUUCCUGCAUGCCUCAAGGGAGUACAGCCAUUAAACUAAAAAUGCUGGGUUCAUCUGAGCUGAGUAGGUCUCCUCUCUGUUUCUGUAGGUCACAUUGAACAUUUUUCUUCAUGUGAUCACUAUGAAUCAGGUCAAAGUAAUGCAAGUGCUUGGUUUUGUUUAUGAUGCUUUUUCCCCACAGGAACUAGGUCAUGAGGGCAUAUAAGUGGCUUUUUUGAAAUACAAACAACUGCAAGUAAAGGGCACAGUAUAGGAGCAAGGCUGUAUGUUAGAAAUAAAGAGCACCACAAACAUCUUACGCUGGAGGAUGCUAUUUUUAGUCUUGAAUAACUGUGUAGUCUUAACUUAAUUAACUGUUUUAUUAGAAUUGUUUUGGGUUCUGUGUUGCAGAAGGUAUCACAGAAGCAGUAUGGGUAAAGUCUCAAAGUAGAUAUGGUGAUAAAUUCUAAUUUUCCAUUCCUAUAUGUGGCUAGGUGGAAUCUAACAGUUUGUGGGGGAGAGGUGGGAUGAAAUGAGACAAAAAGAAGCGAGUGGAGCAGUACCCAUUUUGUGGCAUUCUUUUCCAGUAACCAGGAAAACUACAAGAGGAAAUUCAAAGGGAAAUUAGUGGUUUUCCACUCCACUUUAAUUCCCUUCUGCAGCUUCUAGAAGACCUUGGAAAACUGUCAUUUGCAAAGGAUGGAACAGGUAGCAUGACUCAUGUAUAGGCUGUGGCAGCAUGAGGAAAGGACUCCAAAUAAACAACACAGGUCUGGUCUACACUAGACCAGGAAGGUCAUCUUAAGAUAUGCAACUCCAGCUAUGUAAAAUGUGCAGCUGGAGUUGGCUUACUUUAAGCUGAGCUUGGGCAGCAUCCAUACUGUAGGAGACCAAUGGGAACAAACACUCCCUCGGCUUCCCUUACCUCCUUGGUAAAGGAGGAGUAUUGGUUGCCGGUGGGAGCUGCCCUCAGUGUUAGAUGUACAGGUCUAUACUAGAUCUGCUAAAUCAAAUGCCAUAAGAUCAACCUCCAGCAUGUCAAUCUUCCAAUAAGUAUAGAAAUGCCCAUAGAGAUUAGCGCUCCCUACAGAUGCCCCAAUAGCCAAAGGAGUUAGAUCUUCAGUUUGAAGUCAUACAACAAUCAGGGUUUCAAGGUUAAACUGAUCGAUCUUUCACUAUAACUAAUUUAAAACCCCUCUCACCCUCACAUUGAAUAUUCUCCAUUUGCACCUAUCUGCUAUUUGUGAGUAUCCACCAAAUAGAUGAGGUGAAUAAUUUUCAGACUACUGAUUUUUCGCAAGCUGUUGAUUUCAACUGUUUGUUUUUCAAUAUUGGAAUAGCUGCUCCCCAAUAACAGGACAAACUUUAUCAGGAGAGUGACAAAAUUUUCAGGGUAUGCAAAUGUGUGCAGGGACACUCAUGGCUAUCAUGGCUAUUCACACAUUAAUUAGACAUGUAACUCACAAAUACAGAGAUUAAUUUGUUUCGAGUUUUUGGUAGUGUUUUUUGUUAUUCAUAAAUGGUACAUCAGAAUACAAGUCAUUACAGAGACAGUAAUGGGUCAAACAGCUAAUGCAAAAUGAGAAUCAUCUGACAUUAUCACCCAUAAUUUGUAGGUUAAAUGGGUCCUUACAAACAUUAUUGAAAUGUUGCAUUAGGCCAGGUACAAGAACAGGGAAUACUAUUUCUUGAUACCGAUUAGCCCAACCAACUUAUGCCAGAUCUCUGAUUUUCUCUUUGCAGUGUGGAGGGCAUGAAUUGACCACCCCUGAGAUUCACUCAUUAGUAUUACAGUUUUAGCCUCUUUUUCUAGAGAUUACCCAGAACAGUUUCAGCUUUUUUAGUUAUACUUACUUUAUUGAUCUACUGGGCUGAACAAUUUUACCAGGUGUGCAGGAUGUUGGUCACAUCAUUUCCACUUAUGCGGUUAAGGAAGAAAAUCUUUUUUUUUUUUUUUCCAAACAGUAAGUACCCACUAAGUGUGACCAAUAAGAAAAUAAACUCAAGCUAUGUGAGACUUCAGGUAGGUAUUUUACGACUACAGCACACACUGUUGAACACACUCAAAGCUGGAUCUGCCUGGCUGAUCAACUGCUUAAAGUCUAAUGAAUAAAUAACACGGAACUUCAUUUUUCCCUUUGCAAGGCUGUUCAUGUCUAUACAGACAAAUAUAAGAUGCUGUUCAUAUCUAUAUAGACAAAUAUAAAAUGAGCUAUUGUUCUAAAUGGAGGAUACAAUUAUCAUUCAGACACAUUAACAUCAGAUUCUUGAAUUCUAUUAGGAUAAUCUGUUCAGAACAAUUGGUUAAUUAAGAAAAACAAAAGUCUAAUGACAGAGUUCACUGUACAAAAAAAAAACCCUACUGACAUUAAAUAGCAAACAAAAAUAAUCUAGCCACCUUAUGUAAUAAAAGCAUAACUAUUUCCCAGUCAGAUACUGUGGUGAUGACGGGUAUUUGUGUAGUUAGAUAUAAAUAUAUAUAUAUGGAGAGAGAACAGUAGACAGGUCAAAUAAUGGAAUCUAUAGAUACAACAUGGAAAAUAAAACCUUUGACCUGGUGCAAAAAAGAUAAUGAAGCACAUAUGAUGUGGUGCACUAAGUAAACUACUUUGUAAUUCACUGAACCAUGUGUUGAAAGUAACUUUUUUCUCAGAACAACUUCACUAAAAAUGCAGGCUCAUUCUACAUGGAGCUGCAGCUUUCACCUUUUCCAUGCAUAGAAUGAAUUAGGAGCUGUCACUCUACUUGGCUGUGUCUAGACUGGCCAGUUUUUCCGGAAAAUCAGCCGCUUUUCCAGAAAAACUUGCCAGCUGUC
This is a messenger RNA of Pelodiscus sinensis (Chinese soft-shelled turtle), 10678 nucleotides long. The record is from RefSeq and is a predicted model, not a curated record. NCBI's taxonomy places the organism in Eukaryota, Metazoa, Chordata, Testudines, Trionychidae.